AAAACGGACUUGAAGAUGAAGGACAGAGAAAUGCCACUUCAAGUCUUACGUCAUCGCUGAACAAAUAUCUCCAUGUCGCCGGCGAUAGUGUAAAAGAUUAAAAGUAAGUCUAUCAGUGUGAGGGUGCGUUUCCAGUGAAACUACCGCACUAGGUAGAUCGAUCCAACUCCGUGGAGACUCCUGUUAUAUGCAAUUUGGUCAAACGCAAAACGAAGUGAAACAUCUUCCGGAAGCCGAGCUCACACGGACGUUAAUCACCCCCUUGCUGUUAAAAGACUAGUGUCAUUCAGUUAAUGUGACUGUAUUCAGCAAGAGUCCCCGAAGCGUUGGGUCCAUCUACCUAGUACGAUAGUUUCAUUGGGAACGCACCCUCGGUAGACAGACAUGUUAUAUUAGCCACUCGGUUGUUGAUGUCGCUCUAUAAACUGCAUAUACAUGUAGGCCCUACACCGUCUUCAGAGAUAUCGAGUGUUUACUCUUACUCAGAGUAAAUACAACAGUCGUAAGCUGACCGACUAACUGUCAGAGAGGACCAUGCCGCCGGAUGAUGCGUACGUGGAAAAGACCGACUUUUCCGAGAGAACGCCUCUUCUCCCCACACCUGCAGACCCAGUUAAGGGCUCAAAAUGGACCCAGGUCGCUCAGCUCCUAAUUCUCUCCGUGGUGCACAUGUUAGGCGUAUCUCCGCUGGCAGCUCUUCUCAGUCUUGAUGGAAUACUGAACCCAGAGAUAGGCAUGUACGCCUUGACGGCCCACUACAGCGGGACCCUGAUCUCGUUUGUGACUGCGCCCGUGAUUACGCGGAAAUUUGGAGCCAAAGGGACUAUUUUGUUCGGUUGGGGUGGGCAGUUUCUGUUCGUGGCGGCCCACUUCUACCCCCAGGCGUAUCUCUUGGUACCUGUUGCAUUUUUUGUGGGUAUUGGUCAUGCCCAAACCAUGAUCACAAACGCUGUUUACGUCACAACGUUAGCGUUACGGUAUUCUGACCUCACAAAGCAGCCCCAGGAGUCUGUGAUGGGUCUGUUUAAUGGGAUCUUCUACUCCAUCUUCAUGUUUGAUGGCGUCAUCAGCAAUACGUUGUCAUCCCUGGUGCUUAUUAAACCUAUAGAAUACAACGUGUCUGUGCUGGCAAAUCUAAGUGAACUCUGCGGACCGUCUUUUUGCCCGUGGGAAGAUACAUCGGGGACUUAUCUUCGUCAACCAGAACAAUACAUUGUAUACAUCCUGCUGGGCGUGUUUCUAGGAAUGGUGGCAGUGGCGUUUUUGACGACCCUUUUCUUCCUGAAGAACAUCCCAGCGACUACCGGCGAUUCCCUUCACGGCGCCAGAGCUUUCUGUGGCAAAGUUGGACACUUGAUGUUCAAGAGAAAACUUGUUUUGUUGAUACCGAUAUUCAUGAUGAUUGGUCUGGAACAGCAGUUUAUGAUGACAGAGUUUACUAAGGGUUUUGUAAGCUGUGAGAUUGGGAUACAAUACAAUGGUUGGUCUAUGGUGUGUUUUGGCUCCGGACAGAUCGUGGGGUCAUUGGUCACUGGGCGUUUGGUCAAGUUUGUCAACUGGACAGUGAUGUAUGUGGUGGCGGCGUGCUGUAACAUUGGCUGCCUGACCACCAUGUUGUACUUUGAGGCAAACUUCACCACAAUGGAGUAUUACUUCUUGGUGCCGUUCGCCUGGGGAUUGGCGGACUCGGUCUGGAUGACGCAGUCUUUAGCUUUCACUGGACACAUGUUUCCAGAAGAAAAGUGGCCAGUAUUUGUAGUUUGCAGGAACUCCUUGUACGCCACGUACGCAGCACUGUUUGCGUACUCGAACUUUGUGUGCAUGGAUGUGAAAAUUUACAUAGCGUACGGUAUGGUGACGCUGUCGUUUAUGUCUUUCAUUUUAUUCUCGAUAUUUCGGAGGUUUGAAAAGACAGGAUGAAAUUAUUUACACUAUUAUUGUACGUGUGCAGUGAGUGCGUUGAAAUUUAUUUCAUUUAUAAAAAACAUCAAAGCAUAAACUUUCCCAUCAGCCGUUCACUUCCCCAUUCUGGCUUUUAAAUCAACAUCCAUCAUUUGCAGAUAGUAAUUUGUAUUUUAGACAUAUGUUCAUAUAAAGGCUCAUGGCUUAACUACUUUGCUUUGUGUUUUACGUGCAUUACUUUGCCACGACUCAAGACUAAACAAUUAACACCAUUUUACGGAGUCCGAUAAAUAUAUUAAGGCUCAUCGGGGCCACAGAAUAGAACGAAACAUAUAUGUCAACUGGUAAAGUAUCAACAUGAGUUUUAAUGUUUGUCUCGUCCUCACCAUCUUUACUUCAACUUACCACUUACUACCUGUCACU
Lingula anatina is the source of this 2325-nucleotide messenger RNA. RefSeq names its product N-acetylglucosamine transporter UNC93A-like. NCBI's taxonomy places the organism in Eukaryota, Metazoa, Brachiopoda, Lingulata, Lingulida, Lingulidae. The record is from RefSeq and is a predicted model, not a curated record.